Eupeodes corollae is the source of this 4146-nucleotide messenger RNA. It is a transcript of the gene armi, whose product is annotated as probable RNA helicase armi. Gene Ontology annotation, molecular function: helicase activity. The record is from RefSeq and is a predicted model, not a curated record. The coding region runs from base 1 to 3453 and encodes 1150 amino acids. Lineage: Eukaryota; Metazoa; Arthropoda; Insecta; Diptera; Syrphidae. The transcript is spliced from 6 exons.
AUGUUCUCAUUGUUUAAACAUGUUUAUAAUCUUUUCGAUUAUGAUUAUCAAAAAGAACAGUAUGCUAAAAAAUUGGAGGAAGAAACUCGUCAUUUUGAGGAAGACUUGGAAAAUGAACAAAUUAUUGAAGAAAAUAAAAUACCCGAGGAUGAGCUUUCAUUGAAAGAGGGAGAAGUGAGUUGUGCUCAACGGCUUGGAGUUAUAACUUCGUUGAGAAGCAACAAUGGAAUUAUUGAUAAUUCGAUAUUUUUCGAUUCUUCGGCUGCACCGCAAUUCCAUGAGUUUAAAGUUGGUUCCACGGUUGAAUAUAUUGUUUACCAGAAUGCUCAGUCAGAUCACUUGAGGGUGGUUAAAGUGAAUAUGAUGGAUGGGGAUAAUUUGUGGGACGACGAAGUCAAAACUGAAGAAGAAAUCAAAGAAACACUUGAGAACUUAAAAGAAAAAGAUCCUAAAUAUUUCAACACUCACCAACGUAGUAUACUCGGAUUAAUAAUGUUACGAAAUCGACAAUUUCUAACAAUCGACACCGACUAUAAGGAAAUCACAGUUGAUUUAGAUGCUGUGCGCAUUGAAUUUAUACCAAAAGAAGGUGAUCGUGUCUAUUUGAAUUGUAAUGUCCAAACCGAUGAGAAUUUUGUUGAUCUUGCUGGUGAAAUUUUGGAAACAAUAAGUGUGCAUGCUGCUCGGCAAAAAGUUGAACAAGGUGUUGUGACGAAAUUACACGAUGAUUGGGGAACUAUUAAUAGCGAUUGUUAUUUUACAAUGGACACAAUUGAUUUAUCAGAUAAUCUUCAAGAAGGGGAUGUUAUUAGUGCUGUAAUGAUUGAAUGCGAUAGGGGAAUUUUUCUAUGGCGUUGUUUAUCCAUUCAAUUACUUGAACGUGCUGAAAUAAAGCCAAAAACUACAACCCAAAAACCCAUAUCCGAUUCAAAUAAGUCUUCAAACCAAAUCAUAACAAUAACGGAAGGCUUACGUUUUAAUUUUGCCAAGGCUUUCGAGACUCAGCAACUUGAUAUCGAACUGAAGAACAACAGCGACAAAACCCAAGUAAUUCAACGAAUGGACUUCACCGGUAUACGUCGUAAUUCCCAAUUAAAAAUAAAAGAAGAUAUUUGUCCCGUACAAUUGGAACCUGGCAAAACUACAACAAUCACAGUGCAUUGCGAAUCACGUUUCUAUGGUUUGGCAAAAGAGAAACUCCAAUUUACGUUUUCAAAAUUUAGAAUUUAUCGUAUCAUCGAAAUUGCGGUUGGAAUGGACGUUGUUCCCAAUAAGGAGAAUUCUGAAGAAGCUUAUGUUCCAAUCAAACGUCGCUCUCGCAACUAUGCCAAUCAAGUUUGGUCAAAGAAAAAAGAGAUUAUUCCAGGUGUGCGAACCCAUGUUAUGCGUCGAUUUAUCGCCAAUCGAAUUCCGUCCUACGAAGUGCCAAACAAGCUGCGAAAUGUAUUGCUGAUAGAUUCUUCUCGUUCAGACCAAAUUGCCAAUUUAGACAAUCUUUAUCCUGUUUUGACAAAAGAGUUGGACAUCAAGAACUACUCUAACAAAUUUCAAACCCUUCUGCACGUUGAAGAGAUUGAGCACUUUGUCAAUUUUCGGCAAUACGACCGAGAUAGGGCUCAUUUCACUCGUGAAGGGGAAUAUCUUGCCCUGACAAUAGAUAACUUAGCCGAGAAAAGACCAUCUCUAGUGAUUGGGGAUGUUGUGCGCGCCACAAAUCCAUGGGCCGAAGAGGAGGAUAAUCGUGCCUAUGAUGGUUGCAUUCACAAAGUUCUUUUCAAUAGAAUUUUGGUAAAAUUCAAUCCAGCCUUCCAAAAUAAGUACAACGGAGAAGAUUACCGAUUAGAAUUCCACUUUUCAAGAUAUAGUUUCCGAAAGCAGCAUUAUGGUGUGCAAAAGAUUGUCUCCAAUAGAGGGGAAGAUUUCUUGUUUCCAUCGAAAAUUAUUCUCAGCGACAGUAUUCAAAUUGAUGCUGGCUUAGAUGAAAUGGGCAACCUUACAAUUGAUGGCAAACCGGCACCGAAGCAAUGGUGUAACCAAAAUCUGAAUGAAAUCCAAAAGAAGGCAGUGAAGGAAGUUCUGCGUGGAGAGGCCCGCUGUAUGCCUUAUGUGAUUUUUGGCCCACCGGGUACGGGCAAGACCAUAACCUUGGUGGAGACAAUUUUGCAAAUUCUUUUAACCAUGCCGAAUAGUCGAAUAUUAGUUGGAACUCCGUCAAAUAGUGCAGCCGAUUUGAUUUCAACACGAUUAAUAGAUUCGGGAAUUCUGAAUCCGGGAGAUUUUGUUCGUUUGGUUGCGCAAAGAUUGGUCGAAAAGGAAAUCAUCCCUGAUCAUCUGAAGCAAUAUUGUGCUACCAUUGACAUAGCUAUGGAUGGUUCUGCAAAGGAUGCGAUGACUGUUACCGAAUCAGGAAUCAAACUAAGAUGUCAGAUGAAAUAUCUGGGUCGUAAUAAAAUAACAGUCAGUACUUGUUCAACUCUGAGCAAUUUCAUUCAGAUGGAUUUUCCGAAAAAUCAUUUCACUCAUGUGCUCAUCGAUGAGAGUGGCCAAUGUACGGAACCUGAAAUAGUCACACCAAUAUGUUUACUAACACAAAAUUUCGGACAAGUAAUACUCGCAGGCGAUCACCUUCAGCUAGGUCCGAUAGUUGUUAAUAAUUUUGCUGGUGAACGGGGCUUGAGGUUAUCAUUUCUAGAACGUUUAACAGCUCGAUUUCCCUAUCGAAAGGAUAAAUUGCGUUUUCCAAAAACAGGCUAUGAUCCACGAUUGGUUACUAAGUUGGUUUUCAAUUAUCGCGCCUUACCAAGUAUUCUACAUGGAUACAACAGUCUCUUCUAUGAUUCAGAACUGAUUCCAAAAUUGAGUGAUAAAGGGAAUAGUGAAUUUGAAAUCCUCCAAAGGAUUAAAUCUCUCUUACCACCCUCCGAUACUCGACCAGAUACGCAUGCGACAUUUUUCCAUGGUAUUCGUGGUAUCAACAAACAGGAUGCUGAUUCACCUUCUUGGUACAAUCCAAUUGAGGCAAAGCAUAUUUUCCUGAUGACAAUUCAACUUUAUCGUUUAAAUGUCAAACCAGAUCAAAUUGCCAUCAUAACUCCCUACCUGAAGCAAGUAAAGAUUCUCCGCACUCUUUUUGCUGAAGCAGAUGUUGCAAUGCCAAAAAUUGGUACCGUUGAAGAAUUUCAAGGACAAGAACGACAAAUCGUAUUAAUUUCCACUGUCCGUUCUUCAUCUGAUUUGAUAACGAUCGAUCUUAAAUAUGCCCUAGGAUUCGCAUGCAGUCCGAAACGCAUGAACGUCGCCAUUUCACGAGCUCGAGCUUUACUAUACGUUUGUGGCAAUCCACAUUUGUUAUCUUUGACUGAUAAAUGGCGCGACUUUAUAAAAUAUUGUGUUGAAAAAGAUGCCUACAUUGGAUGUGAUUUACCAGACAGAGUUCUUCAAACAACAAAAUGACAAACGAAAAAAGAAACAUCAAUGAGUUGAAAAAUAUCAAAAAGAAAACAAAACAAACCUCAAAGUGAGUUAGUUUAUUAUUGUUUAUAGUUUUCAUAAUAAUUCCUUAAAUAAUUGAAUUUAAUUCUAAACAUUAGUUUUUAAGUACUUAGGUAUAAAAGAAAGAUAAAAUUAUGUAAUGGGUGUAUCUAUACCAGCUAAAAAGAAACUUUAAAAAUGAAAGCAUUAAGAAUGCAACGUCCUGCACCAAGUACAUAAACAAACAGGAAACAUGGAUUAUAAAUAUUUUAAGAUUUUAUGAGAAUUUAUUAGAUUAUUAUUUUAUUUGUAAUAUUUCAUUUAAUAACUUUAACUUGUGUGUGCGAGGAGACGAGUGGUUAAUUUAAUAACAAUAAUCUUUGAAAAACAUGAUUUUUGAUCGGUUUUUUGUUUUUAAAAAACUCAAAUCUAAGUUAAAAUUUUUACAAAUUUUUUCAAAGCACGGAGAUAACGUAUUAUCCUAUCUCUAACUACAGGUACGCAAAGAUACCUACUACAAUAGAGCUUCCCUUCAGGAUAUUUGAGGAAUCCUAUUAUCAGUUGCACGUGUAGCAUUGGUAUUUAUCGAUUUUUGGCUGAAAUUAUUUUCAGACACUAAACUGUUGAAAAAUCAAUACAAAAUAAAUUUUAAUGAUUUACUUGAUAAUAUUUUAU